AUGUCAGAGAGGCCAGUAAAGGACAAAAAUGGUGACUUGAUAACAGACGAAGAGGACAAAAGAAGAGACUGUCAACCCACCAAAGAUACCGCCAGCUGUAAGAGACCUAUCAAGUGCAGUGCACCCACUAAAGAGCUGACAAUUUAUUUGAAGAAGGUGAAGUCUCUCCAAAGUAAAUUGAAAGAAAAAGAGCAUGAAUUGAAACAGGACCAGAAGAGAAACAAAGAGCUUGAUGACAAAGUUAAGAAUCUACUCCAGGAGAAAUGGAAGAAAGCAAUCGUAUUAUUGAUCACACAGAUACCAACCAGAAAAUCCAGCUGUGACAAGAAAAAUCAAGAAAACAAUGAGCCAACAAAGGUUAAAGAGCAAAACAAACAAUGUGAACAUUUGAGCGACUCUGACAGCACUGAAAUAGAUCUAAAAAAGGUUCAAGACCAGAAAAACAAGCAGUACUUAGAAAAAGCUCAAGCUAGGAGUGAAGAGAACUUGAGAAACACAAGCAAUGAAGUUAGUAACAUAAAGUCAAGGUUGAUAGAUGUGGAGCAUGAAAAAAUCAUGCUAGUGAAACAGCUGACACAAUUUAGAUCAAAAUACAACUACAUAACCAGACAGAAAGACAAAGAAAUCCAGAGACUCAAAAGUGAACUGGAGCGUGUACAAAUUACAACUUGUGGAUUGUUCUUUGCAUUAUCAUUACAUGAUACAUUUCAUGUGAGGACAAAGAAUCCGCUACUAGCCCUAAACUUUUAUAAACUCAACAGAGCAUCACAUCUUAAUUUAAUAUACUCCAGCUAUAUCGUGCUUUGGUAUUCAAUGUAUUCUAAUGUUUAAAAUAAAAAAGCUAAAUAAAAUUAUUUCUUUUUUUU
Molecule: messenger RNA, 866 nt
Organism: Biomphalaria glabrata
Lineage: Eukaryota; Metazoa; Mollusca; Gastropoda; Planorbidae
Exons: 10
Coding region: 1-831 (276 amino acids)
Source: RefSeq, a predicted model, not a curated record